AUGGAGAACAUUGCUAACAAUGAAAGUAUAGAGCAAAAUCACCAGCAACCCGGGCUCAAAGGAAAGAAGCUUUCCUUCCAAAAGUUGCGAAGAAAUGAUUCUCUUGAAAUGGAAUCUCGCAGCUUUCCCACCUCCCACAGCCAUGCGUCUACAGGGACAGCAAUGACGGUGAUUCUGCAACUUGCGUUUCAAAGUAUUGGAAUAGUGUACGGAGACAUCGGAACAUCGCCGUUGUAUGUGUAUUCAAGCACUUUCACGGAUGGCAUAAAGCACAACGAUGACAUAUUAGGAGUUCUUUCUUUGAUCUUUUAUACAAUCACUCUCAUCCCACUUCUAAAGUAUGUCUUCGUCGUUUUACGGGCCAACGACAAUGGCAAUGGAGGGACUUUUGCUAUGUACUCCCUGAUAUGCCGUUAUGCCAAAGUGGGACUCAUUCCAAAUCAACAACUUGAGGAUGCAGAAGUGUCUAAUUACCAGCUACAAUCACCAAACAAUCGUGAGAGGAGAGCAUCAAAGCUUAAGUCUAAUCUUGAGAACAGCCACUUUAUGAAGCUCUUCCUGUUAUUUGCUACCAUGCUUGGCACUUCCAUGGUCAUUGGUGAUGGUGUUCUCACCCCUUGCAUUUCUGUUUUGUCUGCUGUGGGAGGGAUUAAGCAAGCUGCUAACCAAAUAACUGACGAUCAAAUUGUUUUGAUAUCUGUAGCAAUCUUGGUCGGUCUUUUCAUGGUUCAGAGAUUUGGAACAGAUAAGGUAGGUUACACUUUUGCUCCCAUUAUCUGUAUAUGGUUCACCUUCAUUGGAGGUAUUGGCGUGUACAAUUUCAUCAAGCAUGAUCCAUCGGUUAUAAAAUCAAUAAAUCCAAAAUACAUAGUAGAUUACUUCAGCAGAAACAAGAAAGAUGCUUGGAUUUCUCUUGGUGGUGUUGUUCUGGCCAUAACAGGAACUGAAGCACUAUUUGCUGAUGUUGGACAUUUCACAGUUCGGUCCAUACAAAUAAGUAUGUGUUCUGUCACUUACCCUGCUCUCAUAUUGGCUUAUGCUGGACAAGCAUCCUUUCUUCGUAAACAUAACAAUCUUGUUAGUGACACAUUCUACAAGUCCAUACCAGACUCUCUAUAUUGGCCAAUGUUUGUGAUUGCUGUUUUGGCAGCAAUUAUAGCUUCUCAAGCCAUGAUCUCUGGUACUUUCUCUAUAAUUCAACAAUCCCUAUCGCUGGGAUGUUUUCCUCGUGUGAGAAUUGUACAUACAUCAACCAAGUAUGAAGGACAAGUUUAUAUCCCAGAGGUUAACUACAUCCUCAUGAUUGCAUGUAUUGCCAUCACUGUUGGGUUCAAAACCACCACCAAAAUUGGCAAUGCUUAUGGGAUAGCAGUGGUGUUUGUAAUGACACUUACAUCUGCUUUGCUUGUGCUAAUCAUGAUCAUGAUAUGGAAGACCAACAUGCUAUUGGUUAUUGGUUAUGUGCUCAUUAUUGGUUCUGUGGAGCUUACUUAUUUAAGCUCAGUUUUAUAUAAAUUUGACCAAGGAGGGUAUCUUCCUCUUGCAUUUGCUGCAGUGCUAAUGAUCAUCAUGUAUGUUUGGAAUAAUGUGUACCGAAGGAAGUACUAUUAUGAACUAGAUCAUAAGGUUUCUCCAGAGAAGGUUAGAGAGAUUGCUGCUAACACAAAUUUUUGUAGAAUGCCAGGUCUUGCAUUGUUUUACUCUGAGCUUGUUCAAGGUAUCCCACCAAUUUUCAAGCAUUAUGUGGCAAAUGUGCCAGCACUGCAUUCAGUCCUUGUCUUUGUUUCAAUCAAAUCAUUGCCUAUUAGCAAAGUUCCAAUGGAAGAAAGGUUCCUUUUUAGACAAGUACAGCCUAAAAACCUCAAUGUAUUUCGAUGUGUUGUUAGAUAUGGAUACACUGAUGUGCGCAAUGAGCAAGAACCUUUUGAGAAGUUGUUGGUUGAAAGGUUAAAGGAAUAUAUUGCUGAGGAAUUUUUGUUGUCACAAAAAGUGCUUAAGAAUGGUCAAACUGAUGAAAACUACAACGUUGAUGAUGAUAAAGUUAAUGGAGCACAAGAAAUUAGUGAUGAUGAGAGAGUACAAGAGGCAAUUGAAAGAGAGAUUGAGGAAGUUGAGAAAGCAUCACGAGCAGGUGUUGUUCACUUGAUUGGUGAAAAUGAGGUGAUUGCCAUCAAAGGAGCUAACAUUGGGAAGAAGAUUUUGAUAGAUUAUGCCUACAAUUUCUUGAAGAAAAACUUGAGACAGAGUGACAAAAUAUUUGAUAUUCCACACAAGCGUAUGGUCAAAGUGGGAAUGACCUACGAACUUUAA
Abrus precatorius (Indian licorice) is the source of this 2310-nucleotide messenger RNA. Its product is annotated as potassium transporter 5-like. The transcript has 8 exons. Gene Ontology annotation, cellular component: membrane. Gene Ontology annotation, biological process: potassium ion transmembrane transport. NCBI's taxonomy places the organism in Eukaryota, Viridiplantae, Streptophyta, Magnoliopsida, Fabales, Fabaceae. Gene Ontology annotation, molecular function: potassium ion transmembrane transporter activity. Bases 1 to 2310 code for a protein of 769 amino acids. The record is from RefSeq and is a predicted model, not a curated record.